Molecule: messenger RNA, 1496 nt
Organism: Tetranychus urticae (two-spotted spider mite)
Lineage: Eukaryota; Metazoa; Arthropoda; Arachnida; Trombidiformes; Tetranychidae
Biological process (GO): negative regulation of transcription by RNA polymerase II
Cellular component (GO): PRC1 complex; chromatin
Molecular function (GO): chromatin binding
Source: RefSeq, a predicted model, not a curated record
UAAAUCCUCACUGAAAGUUAUAAAAUUUGGUCUGUUUUUUUUAUUUAUAAAUUGGUUUUAUUUUAAUUAUCAACUGGAAAGAUGAUUUAAUUUGAAUCACCUGUUUUAAAGCAAUACUGCUUGUGAUACCUGUUCUACAUCUAUAAGCCAAUAAAUGUUGGCUACAUAUUUAAUUAUCUUGAUAGCAACAAUCAACUAAACUAUCAACAUAACUUGUUUUCAUCUUUUUCAUUUUUCUUUCUCUUCUUUCCCUAUCUUGCCUUGUUCUUCCUUUUUCUGAUUGCCUGAAUAUUACCUGUUUGCCAAUCUUAUAAAACUGUCAACACUAAGGAGUUACAAAUAUUUUUGUUGUGCGCCGUAUUAUUUUAGUAUUGUUUAAUAGGAAAGCCUAUUUUGAGGCUUAUCUUUGCUUGUAAUUUUAUCAUUAUUAACGUUUAAAAUAGGAAAGACACGAAAAGCCAAAAUUAUGAAAAGUAAACAGUUGAACAAAUCAUCCGUUCCGAUGAGUACUAAUAAAAGUGAUGCUGACCUAUUACGCCGUGAAAAAGAGAUGGAGCUGUCUUCAGUUGGUGACCGCGUAUACGCAGCCGAAUGUAUUCUUAAACAAAGGAGUAAGAAAGGUAAAACCGAAUAUCUUGUAAAAUGGAAGGACUAUUCACCUAGACACAAUACAUGGGAACCCGAGGAAAACAUAUUGGACGAAAGGUUAAUACAAGCCUUUGAGCAAGCUCAAAAUGAAGGUUACAAUUCUUCCUCAGGCCAUCAUCAUCACCAACAGACUUCAUCUAAUUCGCAUUUACACCAUCAUCAUGAUCAUCAUAGUAAUUCACAUAAAGAUAAAAAAGAGGAUAAAGAGAAAAGAGAAGAGAAAGGAAAACGAGAGGAAAAAGAGAAAGAUGCGAGUAAACAAAGCAGUAGAGUUACUAGUAAUAGUAUGGCAACUGCGGCAUUAUCGACUCCCGUGAACACUGCAACUACUGGUAACUCUACAUCUGUAUCAUCUUCAAUUGGUGGAGUUGAUAAUAAUAAAUCAGAAAAAGGUCAAGAUAAAAAAAUUGAGGAAAAAGAAAAAUAUAAAAGAAAAUUAUCAUAUGAUAAUAGUGAUCAUGUUUCUAGUGAGAAAACAGUGCGUAACUGUUCACCCCCUCCUGAUUUCUGGAAAAAACAAAAUAAGCUUGUUGACCAGAUAUUAAUUACUGAUGUCACAGCUAAUGAUAUGACCAUAACUGUGAGAGAAUGCAAAACUCUUCAUGGGUUUUUCAGAGAAAGGACCAAGAAAAGUAUCGCUGUUGCCACGGAACCUUCUGAUGUACCAUUACCACCAAUCCGAGUCUCACCUGGUAAUGCAUCUUCAGUCAAAAAGAUUAACCCUUAAAACUAUAACAAAUUCCCGCGGAAAUAAAAUGGAAUUAUGCUAAAAUUAUGUCAAAUAUAUAAAUUAAAAGAAAUUAUCAACUUAAUAAAAUCGUUUUCAAUGAAUGUUCGAUUUAAAGUAA